Psilocybe cubensis is the source of this 600-nucleotide messenger RNA. RefSeq lists its product as uncharacterized. Gene Ontology annotation, molecular function: protein heterodimerization activity; structural constituent of chromatin; DNA binding. Bases 1 to 600 code for a protein of 199 amino acids. The record is from RefSeq and is a predicted model, not a curated record. The transcript has 7 exons. Gene Ontology annotation, cellular component: nucleosome. NCBI's taxonomy places the organism in Eukaryota, Fungi, Basidiomycota, Agaricomycetes, Agaricales, Agrocybaceae.
AUGGCGUUGGCCUCCGAGAAUCGAGAACAGGUCACGGCAAUUUUUGGUGACGCGCUGCCGAUCACGUGCGAGGCAUAUAUAGACGCGUUUCGUGACUUUGUUGAGCAUCUUUCCACCUUGAACUGCAACCACCACCAUCCACCCAAGCCUCCCACCUCUUUCACAACUAAUCUAUCGACAUGCGGCAAAGGAAAAUCCGGAAAAUCUUCUGCUGGUGGCAAAAUUAGCGGCGGUGGUGAUGGAAAAUCUCAGUCGCGCUCCGCCAAGGCCGGUCUUCAAUUCCCCGUCGGUCGUGUCCACCGUCUGUUGAAGAAGGGUAACUACGCCCAGCGUGUCGGUGCUGGUGCCCCAGUCUACUUGGCUGCGGUCCUCGAAUAUCUCGCUGCCGAGAUUCUCGAACUUGCGGGUAAUGCUGCUCGUGAUAACAAGAAACAACGUAUUGUCCCACGUCAUCUUCAGCUCGCCAUCCGCAACGACGAAGAGUUGAACAGACUGCUUGGGAACGUUGUCAUCUCUCAAGGAGGUGUUGUGCCUCACAUUGCCGCUGAACUGCUCCCCAGCAAAUCCAGCAAAUCCAAGAAGGACGCCGAAGAGGCAUAA